This is a messenger RNA of Monopterus albus (swamp eel), 1672 nucleotides long. Its product is annotated as liprin-beta-1-like. NCBI's taxonomy places the organism in Eukaryota, Metazoa, Chordata, Actinopteri, Synbranchiformes, Synbranchidae. Gene Ontology annotation, cellular component: presynaptic active zone. The transcript is spliced from 5 exons. The record is from RefSeq and is a predicted model, not a curated record. Gene Ontology annotation, biological process: neuromuscular junction development.
AUGUGGACGGAAGGGGGUAACACUGGUGGGCAUGCAGAAAAUUUGGGCUUGCCGCUGACUGAUGCCAGCGACAUGUUGGUAGCUGCCCUGGAGCAGAUGGAUGGCAUUAUAGCGGGCUCCAAGACUCUGGACUAUUCCAAUGGGUUGUUUGACUGCCAGUCGCCUACAUCUCCUUUUAUGGGUAGCCUGCGUGCACUUCACCGUUUGGAAGACCUGAGGGGUGUCCUGGAGUUGAUGGAUACAGAGGAAAGGGAGAGUCUACGCUGCCAGAUCCCUGACUCUACAGCGGACAGUCUGGUUGAGUGGCUCCAUGGUCGCCUGAGUGUUUACACAUACAUAAGUGAUAAGGAGUCUCUGGUGCUUCAAGUAAGUGUACUGACAGACCAGGUGGAGGCUCAGGGGGAAAAGAUACGGAACCUGGAUUUAUGUUUGGACGAGCACAGGGAGAAACUCAAUGCCACUGAGGACAUGCUGCAACAGGAUUUGCUGUGCAGAGCUGCGCUGGAGACUCAGAAGCUUGAACUGAUGUCUGAAGUGUCCAACCUCAAGUUGAAGCUAAAUACUAUGAAGAAAGAGAGACUUGACUUUGAUGACAGAUUUAGUGAAAGUGAGGAUUUGAUUUUUGAAAUUAACAAACUGCGGUACCGACUGACAGACCUGGAGAAUGAGAAACUACAGUAUGAAAAGAAACUUAAAUCUACAAAGUCGCUAAUGGCCAAGCUUUCUAGCCUGAAAAUCCAAAUUGGCCAGAUGCAGUAUGAGAAACAGAGGAAGGAGCACAAACUCCAGGCAAUGAAGGAGGAGCUGGCCAUGCUGAGGAGGCAGCUGGAGGGUAAAGUCGGAGAGAUGAGGAGAUUACAAGAUGAGACAGGCUUCAAAGCCUCAAGUAGUGCUGAUCACUCGGACAGAGAUGUGGAAGUGCAGAGAAUGAAAAAGGCAGUUGAAUCGUUGAUGGCAGCCCAUGAAGAGAAGGAUCGGGGGGAAGAGUGCGAGCCACAGCAGGACCCAGACUGGGUUGGUCUCAUGACCUUCAGCGAGUCAACAAUGGUGUUGAUGCUCCCUUUGCACGCUGGUCGCUACCCGCAACUGAGCACCCUUUUUAACGGUGUGCAUGGAGGCCUGAUGGUUCUGGAGCCACGGUUCAACGUGGAGACCAUGGCCCUGCUGCUGAACAUUCCUCCCAAUAAAACUCUGCUGCGUCGUCACCUCGCCACACAUUUCAGCCUGCUCAUAGGCUCAGAGGCCCAGCAGCUUAAACAGGAGUGCCUUGAAAACCCAGACUACAUUCUGCUUACUGCCACUACCAAGGUCAAGCCAAAGAAACUGUCACUUGGCAACUUUGGUAGUCUAAGGAAGAAAAGGCAGGAUGAGAGUGAGGAGUAUGUGUGUCCAAUGGAUGUGGAGAUGCCAAAGGGAAGAAGCUUCCAGAAGGGCUUCGAGCUCCAAAUCUACGAGGAUGAUCUCGACAAGCUAGAAUAGAUGGAGGACUCUGAGGGAACUGUGAGACAGAUCAGAGCUUUCUCCAAGGGUAUUCAAAAUCUAACGAGUAUGCUGAAAGACAAAUUUUUCAAAGAGAUUUCCAAUUCACCGAACCUCAGUGUAACGGAUGAAGACUCCAAUGCAUGAGAAUUUCACCAGACCUGGUCCUGCUGUGAAUGAACCUCUGUGCCAA